Messenger RNA from Ziziphus jujuba (common jujube), 1821 nucleotides. RefSeq lists its product as uncharacterized. The transcript has 5 exons. NCBI's taxonomy places the organism in Eukaryota, Viridiplantae, Streptophyta, Magnoliopsida, Rosales, Rhamnaceae. Bases 189 to 1502 code for a protein of 437 amino acids. The record is from RefSeq and is a predicted model, not a curated record.
GUUUAAGAAGAAAGAAAAGCAAAUUUUAAUUUAAAGUCAUAAGUAAAUGGAUGCCACGUGUCCGUUCUCUCUAAACGGUGACCAAAAGGUCUCUCCAGUUUCUUCCCCUCACUUCCCAUACCACUGGAACUUAGCCCCUUCUCUCUCUCCCUCUCUCUGCUUUUUCUCUCUCUAGAAAUACAGUGACCAUGGCGAGCAGCAGAGACAGAGACAGAGACGACCCUCUCUCCUACGCAAAUCCAUCGUCUUCCUCCUCUCCAAUAACAGUCUCAGACCCGCUUGACAGCUUCCUCACCGACCCCAAUUCCCACAUCGGAAGCGCUUCGGGAAGCUUCCAGAACGAAGGUUUGCUCGCUGACAGUAAUGGUUGUAGCAGUGAUGCUGAGUUCGGCUUCAGUCGCCCUGAGUUCAGGACGAGUCAACUAGCUGGGACCGUUGAGUACUACGAACGUCAUGUUUUCCUGUGCUAUAAGAACCCGUAUAACUGGCCUUCUCGCAUCGAGGCGGCGGAGUUCGAUCGCUUGCCUAGGCUGCUCUCUGCUGCUAUGAUGGCUAGGAAGGGUGAUAUGAAGAAAGAGACUCGGUUAACAAUCUGUGAGGGGCACGAUGGGACAGAGACAUCUAAUGGUGAUGUAUUAAUUUUUCCAGACAUGGUCAGAUACAGGAGAUUGACACAUUUUGAUGUUGACACAUUUGCUGAGGAAGUACUUGUGAAGGAUGGUGAAUGGCUGCCUGGAACACCAGAAACACUAAAGGGUUCUUAUGUUUUUGUAUGUUCUCAUGGAUCCCGAGAUCGUCGUUGUGGUGUUUGUGGACCGGCCUUGGUUACUAGAUUCAGAAAUGAGAUUGAAUCAUAUGGUCUUCAAGGUAAAGUCUCUGUUAGUCCAUGUUCACACAUUGGGGGGCACAAGUAUGCUGGAAAUGUGAUCAUAUUUGGAUCUAAUAUCAAUGGAGGCGUCACUGGACACUGGUAUGGGUAUGUUAGUCCAGAUGAUGUGCCUGCAUUGCUUGAGCUGCAUAUUGGGAAUGGAGAGAUUGUAGACAGGCUUUGGAGGGGGCAAAUGGGUUUAUCUGAGGAAGAGCAAAAAGAUUCUCAAAAGCUGAGGCUCCUGAUGAAUGGUGAAACAAAUGUAGGAAAAAGUGUUGUUGAGUCGACACAAACACAGAAAAUUGUUAUGGAUACUAUCGCUUCUAGAUCUCAAGAGAAUGUAAUGGGCUGUUGCCAGGAAUAUGGAAACUCUUCUUGUUGUCAGAACCCAGAAUUACCAGAACAGAUACAGAGCCCUGAUACGAAGAAGACAGCAGUGAAGGUGACAGCUGAAAAGAAAAAGAGCAGCAGGAAACUUAGGACAAAUAGUGGCAAAGGGGCUUCUACGUGGAAGAUUUAUGCUAUGCCAACAUGGUUUGAGAGCUGGGAGCGUGAAGAUACAUAUGCAGCUUUAGCUGUUGUUUGUGCUGCUGUGUCAGUUGCCAUUGCCUAUAGCUGCUAUAAACAGUUGUGAUAAAAACCUUCCAUCAACCUUGUUUUGUUUAAAGAUGUAAUUGGUUUUGAGCAUGUUUGUCAUUUUUCUGUGUUAAAAAAAAGGCUUAUGGUUCUCAGUGGUUGAUUAUAGUGUAUUUCACCACCAGAAAGAAAGAUACUGUGUCUAGAUGGGGAAAGGGCAUGGAUAGAACUCAUUGAACAGAUCCUGUAGAAUGUAGGCUACGGUAUUUGAAUUACUAACUCUUUUUGAUUGCAGCUUGAAGUUUGUACUUUAUCACACGUGAAUGUCUUUCCCUGAUUCACAUUUAAAUGGAAACCAUCUUAUUUUUGUCUCUGGA